CCUCUCCGCAACGAGACUCCAUUUCCCAGGAGGAAUCGCGGCUAGCUCCGCCUGUUCCUCUGCGGCCCUAAGGGCGCUGGACGCGCGUGACACGUUGGGAGUUGUAGGCGCUCUGAUGUCAUAGGUGGGUGUGUUACUAUUUCCGGAUGCUUAAUUCCCACCCCAGGUCUCUUCUCCCCAGCAGCUGUGUCAAGGAGAUCGCAAGCCAUGUACCUAAGAAUAGUGGUAAACCUAUGGCACUCGUGCCGCAGCAGGCUCUGCACAGGAGCCAAGACUCCUCAGCAUCACUCCAGGGGUGGAGCAACAGCUAACAGCACAUAUAGGCGGACUGCGCAUGCUCUUAAGAGUGUAGCUGCGCCAGGCGAUGACGUCAGGAUCCGCGACUCUUCGGAUCUUUUGCUUGGGCAGUCAGUGCGCUGCCGAGGAUUUAUAUAUGUAUUGGAUUGGACCGGCUACUCCGAGCUUUGAACCCCCAACAUGACUACACCAAAAAAAGCAAAGCUGAGAGCAGACAGUGGAAGACCGUUCCAAGAGUCCUGGACAGAGUCAUUCGGCGUCAUUGAGCGCGACGGGAAGGCGCUCUGCAUUCUGUGUAACGUAAGCGUUGUGUGUCGCACGUCGAGCGUCAGACGGCACUUUGACACCAACCACAAAAGUGUGGCCAAACUUGGUGAAACUGAAAGGAAAGAGUUUCUGGAAGGGAAACUGAAGAGAUACCAUUCCCAGUAUCUGACGGCUGCCAGCUUCCAAAUUUCACUGUGCAUAGCGAAACACGGCAAGCCUUUCUCCGAUGGGGACUUUAUCAAAAUGGCCAUGUUGGCAGGGAGCAAUUCUCUUUUUCAUGAUUUUCCAAACAAGGACAAAAUCAUGCAACGCAUCUCUGAGAUGCCGCUUAGCAGAAACGCUAUUAAGGAUCGGGUCCAGUGCCUGGCAAGUGAUGCCAGGCUCCCCACUGACUUACAGAAGGCAGCCUGCUACUCCAUGUGCUUGUAUGAAAGCACAGAUAGAAAUAGUCACGCGAGGCUGGCGGUGAUUUUGCGUUACGCUGUUGGUGACAUCAUGAGAGAGGAGCUGGUGAAGCUGGUGUCUUUGCCUGGAAGAACGCAGGGGAUCGAUGUCUACAAUGCUGUGAUGGAGGCUUUUUUGUCACAAGGCCUAAGACCAGAAAAAGUGGUUUCAGUCACUAGUGACGGUGCGCCUUAUGUGGUGGGGGCAACGUCCGGUUUCAUACAAUUCUUUGUUAAAGAAGCAAAACAUCCGGUCAUUCCGUUUCAUUGUGUUGUACAUCAGGAAGCCCUGUGUGCCGGGGGAAGCAGCAGAAAGUUAGAUGAUAUCCUCAGAGAUGUCACCAAGAUGGUGAAUUACAUCAUGGCGCAUGCUCUUAAUUUUGGACAGUUUCGAGCCCUCCUGGAUGAGGUUCAGGCACAGUACGGUGGUUUACGUAUGUGUAGCAAUGUCCGGUGGCUGAGCAGAGGACGAGUCCUGGAGAGAUUUGUAGCCUGCUUGGAUGAAAUCAGGCAGUUUAUGCAUGAAAACGGGCAGGACUAUCCCCAGCUCACUGACCCGGCCUGGCUUAACCACCUCGUGUUUUUCACGGAUUUUACAGUACACUUCAGUGUGCUGAACAAAAAACUGCAAAGUGUAGGAAAAACAGCGGAGAGGAUGUUUUGUGACAUCAAAACAUUUGCGAGAAAACUGCAGGUGUUUGAAAGAGACCUUAACAGCGGGCAGCUGAAAUAUUUUCCACAUCUAAAAAUGCAUUUAGGAAAUUCUACCACAUGUGCUGACAGUCCUUCAAGCCAUCAGGAAAUCUGCAAGGAAUUUGCUAGGGUGGUAGCAGCUGCAGAGGAGAACCUUGGUAACAGAUUUUUACAGUUCCGUAAGAUGGAGACGACCCUGUGUUUUCUUACUUCUCCAGACAAAGCCCGAUUUGAAGAGCUUGAUCUUUCCUGCUUACGCUGGUUAGAUUAUGGGAACCUGGAAAUGGAGCUGUUGGAAUUUCAAGAAAGCUCUAUCUGGAAAAAUAAAUUCUGUGCCCUGCGUGCAACGCUUGAGGAGAUAGAGAAGACAGAGUGUGAAGGGAGGACGGAGGACAGCACCGUCGGCAGUUCUGAAAGUGAAAUCCUUAAAGUGUGGAAUUCGCUGCCGAAUAAUUUUAAGUCGAUGAAAGCACUUGGGAUUGCUUUUCUUACUUUGUUUGGGUCGUCUCAUGCUUGUGAGCAGCUGUUUUCAGCUUUGAAUGGCAGUAAGUCCCUCUCUUACGACCAUUCAAGUUCUGAGCUGUCACAGAUAUGACUGGAGCCUGUGUUACCAGCGUUCGUAGAUGGGAACAGAUCCCGGAAGUAGCUCCUGUGUCUGCCGGCUGCUCUCACGGUGGUGCUGGCUGUGCUCGCUGCUUGGUGCUGCAGUGUGCGGCAUCGCGGUGCUGGGCCCGAGCCCGGAGGCAAGAGGCACAGCCGCGGUGCUGUGGGUGGGGGGGCGCCCGGAAGCCCAAAGAAUGUCCACUGUGUACUUGUGUCACAGGUGUGUGACACUCCCUGUGUUGGGCUUGUGAACGAAUCCGACUUUCUAGCGUUCUUCCCGAAUGGACUUGCUCCUAAGUCGGGAACUUCCUGUGUAGCAAAUCGGAUAUAAGAGGAACAGGUGACCUGCGUGCUGCGGGCAUUGCUGUCACACUGAGGGAGUGUGAAGCACCAGUGAUCAGCGCGCGUACAACAGCAAGGACCGCAUGAACUGUGGAAGAGCUCAACAAAUGCAAACUCUUACCUUUCAAUAAAGAGCUGUUUGUAUUGGUGAAAGCGCUCUUACGGUGUUUCGCUUUUGAGACACAAGGUGAUAAUGUAUGAGUUGUGUUUUCUAAACUACGGACCUCUGUAUCUAGCUUUAAUUGCCGUGUGGGCACUUGGCCAUACAUAAGUGGGUCUGGGGUUGCAGUUUGGGCACUCAUCUCUGAAAGUUUUGCCAUCUCUGGACUACGGGGUUCCCACUGGGAAUAGAAAUAUGUUUUCUAUCAUGA
This is a messenger RNA of Chinchilla lanigera (long-tailed chinchilla), 3016 nucleotides long. Its product is annotated as general transcription factor II-I repeat domain-containing protein 2A-like. NCBI's taxonomy places the organism in Eukaryota, Metazoa, Chordata, Mammalia, Rodentia, Chinchillidae. The record is from RefSeq and is a predicted model, not a curated record. Bases 478 to 2295 code for a protein of 605 amino acids. The transcript has 2 exons.